AUGUUUACCAUGUCUCUGGGAACUUCCCUUCUUCCUGCUCUCUGUUUCCUGGGGGCAGUGAUUCCAAGGGGACUGCAGUAUGUCACCUUUUCACACAACACCACAAAAUUCCUUCACCUGACUAUAGACUCUGAGUCUGGGACCCUUUAUCUGGGGGCCACCAACUUUCUUUUCCAAUUGACAUCAGACCUGAUGAUGGAGAGCGCAGUUCAAACUGGGCCAGUUUUGGACAGCAAAGAUUGUCUCCCCCCUGUCUCAAAGCUGGAAUGUCCCCAGGCACACAACACUGACAAUCACAACAAGCUGUUACUGGUGAACUCUGUGCAGGAGGAGCUCAUUGUGUGUGGCAGUGUGCACCAGGGGAUCUGUGAAAAAAGAAGCCUCAGAUCCAUUGACCACGUUCUCUUCCGACCGGAGAGCCCUGGAGACACUCAGUAUGUGGCUGCAAAUGACCCAAAUAUCACUACUGUGGGACUAGUAGGCCACUCAAAAGAUGACGUGCCCCUGCUGUUUGUGGGACGAGGGUAUACCAGCAGAGGGGUUGGAGGGGGUAUCCCUCCUAUCACCACCCGAAAUCUCAGGGCCCAUGUGGGGGACAUGCAAGGGGCAGACUCUCACUCCAUAUUCUCCUAUGAAGAAACGGCUAAGUUGGCUGUGGGUCGGCUCUCUGAGUAUAACCACCAUUUCAUCAAAUCCUUUACCCACCGCUCCAGCGUUUACUUCCUGUUUUAUCGCCGGGAUCUGAAGUCCCAGUCACGGGAGUACAAGACCUACAUCUCACGAAUCUGUCUGGAUGACUCUCACUAUUACUCCUAUGUGGAAUUACCACUGCUCUGUAGAAGCAAAGAGAAAACAUACAGCCUACUGCAGGCUGCUUAUGUCACCCAACCAGGCAGUGAUCUGAGAAGAGGGAGGUUCAGCACCCAAGGAGAAGUGCUGUUCACUGCCUUUUCUGCCUGGCAGGCUUCGUCUGGCAGACUGAGCGAGGAGUCUGCACUCUGUGUCUAUUCAAUGGAGGAAGUGGACCAACUGACCACUCGGACCAGGGAUGUUUGUUAUACGAAGGAUGGGAAAUCAGAGAAGGGGAUAGAAGUGGCAUAUAUUGAAUACGAUGUCAGUUCCAACUGUGUCCAGCUGCCAGCGGACACUUUGGACGCAUACCCCUGCGGCUCGGACCACACCCCCAGUCCCAUGGCCAGUCGGGUGCCUCUUGAAACAGCCCCCAUCCUGGAGGAGCCGGAAGCCCGUCUGACUGCUGUGGCCGUGAAUGUGGAAGAUGGCCACACCAUUGCUUUUCUGGGGGACAGCAGAGGCCAACUGCACAAGGUGUACUUAGGAGCAAUGGGAGAUGCUAAUACAUAUGCUUCUCUAGUCAUCCACUUGAACAGCAUGGUGAGUGGAGACCUGCUCUUUGACCAGUCGCAGCAGCACCUGUACGUCAUGACCCAGUCAAUGGUGGUAAAGGUUCCCAUAUUAGAAUGUUCACAGUACUUGGACUGUGAAUCGUGUUUGACACUGAAAGAUCCAUACUGUGGCUGGUGUGUUCUCCAGGGACGGUGCAAUCGUCGCUCUGAGUGCUCCAGAUCCAUAGUGAGUGAGCAGUGGCUCUGGAGCUUUAAUUCUACACAGCAAUGUUUAUCCAUCCAGUCACUAAGCCCAGCUAAUAUCAGCAGAGAAGAAAAGAGAAAUAUUUUCCUCACUAUCUUGGAUUUACCAUCCUUGCAUGAGAAAGAAGCCUAUUCAUGUUACUUUGAAGACUACGAGAGUCCAGCAGUUCUGACAGAGUCAGGCAUCGUGUGUCCCUCCCCAGAUCCCAGCCAAGCACCAGCUUUGAAAACAGGAACAGAGCACAUAACUAUAAAGCUAGUGGUGCGUUUCCAUAAUGUCUUCAUUGCUUCAGUGGAUUUCUCUUUCUAUGACUGUGCCGCAGUGGCUUUGCAGUGGAAGUCAGCACCGUGUCAGGGAUGUGUGAGCAGUCACUGGGGAUGUAACUGGUGUAUCCACCAACACCUCUGCACCCACAAAGCAACUUGUGAAGAGGGGACCAUUAUCUACAAUGAGAGGACACAAAUUCCAACCUCAAGUCCAUUUCUUUCUUCAGCUGCUUCCACCACCAUGACCUCUACCAAAACGCUGACUGUGGCCACCAAACCCAUCACUCCCCCAGUCACUAUGGUGGUUACCCACACUCCCAUCACAGAGUCAGUCCCCACCACUCUGCCUGCAGUCUCUGCCAUGACUGCUCAUCCCACAGGGACCUUUAGCCACACACAUGCAUCAACUCCAACUACAGCCAUUCUCACCUUUCUCAAGAUCACCACUGAAUCUACGGUGCUACCCCUAACAGACAAGCCCGCUACUACCAGCCUUGCCACAAAUCCUACUGUAGCAUCUGUCACUACUAGCGCAGCAGAGACUGCAGACCAUACAGCUCUGCCUACCUCUGAACUAGCCACAGCCCCAGAAGUGUGGUUCACUGACCCACCCACCACUGCUGCCUUCAAUACUCUGCAGCCAGUUGUGGCAGCAUUAACCCCUCCCCCUGACAUCACAAAUUCCACGUGGCCUCCCACUACUACUUUACCAACCUCUGAGGCACCCACAUCUGCCAUCCCAUCUCCUUUCACCCCCAACCAAACUUCUAGUGCCCCCACCUCCUCUGCUGAUUUCCCAGGAAACCUAGAGACAGAACUGCCUCCCUCUGAGGUCCCAUCUUCAGUCCUUCCUGACUGGCUACUUGGGGAAGGCACAGAGUUCAAGGACACAGAGGAUUGGAUGGAUUCACUGCAGACCGAGAAUGAUACGUCACCCUUCUCUGCUUCCACUCUUCUCUCAGGCGAUGGAGACUCUUCAGAGAGGGAUGCCCCUGAUUUCCCCAGAAUUCUGCACCCUGAUUUUGACUAUCAAUAUGAUGCCCCUGGAUUUUUGGAGUUGAAUGAGGAGUUUAGCUGGGGUCCUGGAGCCUGUCCCUGUGUGCAGGGCAUUCAGGGAUCCUCUCUGCUCCCAGUCAACGUGGAGCAGAAGAUAACCCUGCUGGGGAAAAACUUCCAUCUGUAUCAGGAUCAGCAAUGGGACUAUGAGUGUGUCCUGAUUGUGGAGGGGAGGACAGUGGUGAUGGAUGCUUAUGUUGAGGGGGAGGAAGCAAACCGAUCACUCUGCUACAUCACAUGUCAGCUACACCAGUAUAGUUACUUGGCACCUCAACUUGAAUUCAAUGCUGUGGUGUUUGUGCAGAGGAAGCAACACCUCCGAGUGGACAGCGCUGUGGAUCUCUAUGUAACUCUCUAUAACUGCUCCAUGGGACACUCUGAUUGCAGCCGCUGCCAAACGGCUGACUCCAAGUAUAACUGUGUGUGGUGUGGAGGGGAGCGGCCCAGCUGCAUCUUCCGAGGAUCCUGCACAGAAGAGAUAGUGGACAUAUGUCCUGCACCACUCAUUUAUUCAGUUUAUCCCCUGUCUGGACCAGUUGAAGGUGGCACUAGACUCACUAUUGCUGGCUCAAACCUUGGCCAGAAACAUCAGGAUAUUGCAGAAACUGUUACGGUUGCAGGAAUUCCUUGUGCUGUAGAUGCUCAAGAAUAUGAAAUCUCCAGCAGUAUUGUGUGCAUCACCGGUGGAAGCUGGGCUGAGAGAUCUGGGCACAUUGCAGUGGAAGUACCUGGAGGAGGACAUGGAGUUUCUGGGCACAUAUUUGCCUAUCAGAACCCAGACCUGAAGUCCAUUGCUCCAUCUCAAGGCCCUAAAGCUGGAGGAACUUGCCUUACCCUGCUAGGCUCCAAGCUGUUGACUGGGCGCCCCAGUGAGAUCAGCGUUCUAAUUGGAGACCUCCCUUGCCACAUUCUCUCUGAGAUGCAGGAGAAUCAGCUACAGUGUCAGACGAGCCCCAGUAACAUGUCUGUGGAGCUUCCAGUAACUAUCAAAUAUGGACACACGGAACGGAGAUUAGAAGGUUUCCUCUUCAAAUACACUCUGGAUCCCAAUAUCACUUUUGCAGAGCCAGCCAAGAGCUUCCUCAGCGGUGGGAGAGUGAUCCGAGUUCAUGGACAUAACCUAGAUGUUGUUCAAAAUCCAAAGAUCCGGAUUACGAUUUCACCAUCAGAACGCCGCCGGAGAGGGCUGGGGAGAUGGCGUAGGAUCAUGCCAGAAACCGAGUGCUCACAGAAUGCCCUGUGCAGCAUCCAGCAGUUUGAAGAACUGUGUCUCAUUAACUCCUCCUACCUUGUCCUGUGUAAAACUCCGGCCAUUAACCUGCUGUUGCGGAUUGUCCAGGUCAAACUGGAAUUUAUUCUGGAUAAUCUAAGCUUCGAUUUCAAGUCCUUGCAUCCCACACCCUUCUCCUAUGAAGUUAAUCCAAUCCUGAAACCCCUGAAUGCUGAGGACCCUGCCAAACCAUAUCGGCACAAGCCAGGAAGUGUCAUCUCUGUGGAGGGGGAAAAUCUAGACCUGGCCAUUUCCAAGGAGGAAGUGGUGGCCAUGAUUGGGGAAGGGGUCUGUGUUGUAAAAACCCUGACAAGGAAUCAUCUGUACUGUGAACCUCCAUCCGAGCAGCCAGCUCCACGACAUCGCACAAAGCUGGAGGGAACGGACUCGCUCCCAGAGUUUACAGUGCAGAUGGGGAAUUUGAACUUCCUGCUGGGCAGAGUGCAAUAUGACACAGAGAGCCAGCUCACCUUCCCCCUGGAGGCCCAGAUUGGCUUGGGUGUCGGAGCCUCCUUUGUUGCUUUGAUUGUCCUGAUCAUUGUCUUCAUCUACAGGAGGAAGAGCAAACAGGCUCUAAGGGAUUACAAGAAAGUUCAAAUCCAGUUGGAAAAUCUGGAAACAAGUGUUCGGGACAGAUGCAAAAAAGAGUUCACAGACCUGAUGACGGAGAUGAUGGAUCUCACCAGUGACCUCGUUGGUACCGGAAUCCCCUUCCUGGAUUACAGAUCCUACGCAGAACGUAUUUUCUUUCCAGGACACCGUGAGUCACCACUGCAGAGAGGCCUGGACAUGCCCGAGUGUCGGCGGCAAACAGUGGAGCAGGGCUUGGUGCAGCUUUCCAACCUCCUCAACAGUAAACUCUUCCUUACCAAGUUUAUCCACACUCUAGAAAUCCAGCGCACAUUCUCUCCAAGGGACCGGGCCUAUGUGGCAUCCCUUCUCACUGUCUCAUUGCAUGGGAAGCUAGAGUACUUUACUGACAUCCUAAAGACUCUUUUGAAUGACCUCGUUGAGCAGUAUGUGGCCAAGAACCCAAAGCUGAUGUUGCGGAGGACAGAAACAGUAGUAGAGAAGCUGCUCACCAACUGGAUGUCCAUCUGUCUGUAUGCUUUUGUAAGGGACUCUGUCGGGGAGCCGCUCUAUAUGCUCUUCCGGGGAAUCAAGCACCAAGUAGAUAAGGGACCAGUGGACUGGGUGACAGGGAAAGCCAAAUACACCCUGAAUGAUAACCGCCUUCUGCGAGAGGAUUUGGAGUACCGGACUCUGACUUUAAAUGCUCUGUCUCAAACUGAAGCUACUGUGGGAGAGGCAGAGGAUUCUCAGGGUGUCUCUGUGAAAGUGCUAGACUGUGACACUAUAACACAGGUGAAGGAGAAAAUCCUAGAUCAGAUCUAUAAAGCAACGCCAUAUUGUCACCGCCCCGACCCAGACUCCCUGGACCUUGAGUGGAGAUCAGGUCUGGCUGGUCACCUGAUCCUUUCCGAUGAGGAUGUGACCUCUGUCAUUCAGGGAACCUGGAAGCGCCUGAACACUCUUCAGCACUACAAGGUGCCUGAUGGAGCAACUGUAGCUCUGGUCCCACGUCUGACCAAACAUAUCCCCAGGGAGAAUCAGGAUUACUUCCCUGGAGAGAAAACGCCGAUGCUGGAGGAUGCAGAUGAGGGUGGAAUAAAACUUUGGCACCUAGUAAAACCAACUGAAGAGCCAGAGCUCCCCAAACACAGGCGAGGAAGCUUACGGGAUCGGGAGCGAGCCAAGGCCAUUCCUGAAAUUUAUUUGACACGUCUCCUCUCUAUGAAGGGGACCCUGCAGAAGUUUGUGGAUGACUUGUUCCAGGUAAUCCUCAGCACCAGCCGCCCUGUCCCUCUGGCUGUCAAAUAUUUCUUUGACCUGUUAGAUGACCAAGCAAUGCAUCAUGGAAUCCUGGACCCUGAGACCAUUCAUAUCUGGAAGACAAAUAGCCUACCCCUCAGGUUCUGGAUCAACAUAAUCAAAAAUCCACAGUUUGUGUUUGAUGUGCAGACAUCGGACAAUGUAGAUGCCGUGCUCCUGGUCAUUGCCCAGACCUUCAUGGAUUCCUGUACUAUUGCCGACCACAAGCUGGGGCGGGACUCGCCAAUCAACAAGCUGCUCUAUGCCCGGGACAUUCCUCGCUACAAGCAGAUGGUAGAAAGGUACUAUGCGGACAUUCGCCAGACCAUCUCCGCCAGUGACCAGGAAAUGAACUCUGCCCUGGCUGAGCUGUCAAGGAAUUACUCAGGUGAACUCAAUUCCGUGGUGGCUCUGCAUGAACUCUACAAAUACAUCAACAAGUACUAUGACCAGAUCAUCACAGCCUUGGAAGAAGACCCGACAGCCCAGAAGAUGCAGCUGGGAUACCGACUGCAGCAGAUCGCAGCUGCUGUGGAGAACAAAGUCACUGAUUUGUGA
Molecule: messenger RNA, 6630 nt
Organism: Emys orbicularis (European pond turtle)
Lineage: Eukaryota; Metazoa; Chordata; Testudines; Emydidae
Gene: PLXNB1
Product: plexin B1
Exons: 36
Coding region: 1-6630 (2209 amino acids)
Biological process (GO): semaphorin-plexin signaling pathway involved in axon guidance; regulation of cell migration
Cellular component (GO): plasma membrane; semaphorin receptor complex
Molecular function (GO): semaphorin receptor activity; protein binding
Source: RefSeq, a predicted model, not a curated record